AGUUCCUGGGGCGGACUCGCUUAGCACCUCAGCCACCCGCCGGGAUUCCCUCUUCAGCCAAUCGCAUCUGAGCAUUGGGCAUGCCCCUAACAAAGAUGGCGAGGGAGGCCUCUGUGAGGGCAGGCUGAUUCAACACCCGAACCAGCCGCGGACAGCGAAGACAGUGGUAGCGGCGUGGCCCGACCAUGGAGGAGGGCGGCAGCGCCGGCAGCGGUGGCAGCGACAGCAGCACCGGCGGGAGUAGCGGGGCGCAGCAGAGGGAGCUGGAGCGCAUGGCUGAGGUCUUGGUCACCGGGGAGCAGCUACGGCUCAGACUGCAUGAAGAGAAGGUUAUUAAAGAUCGAAGACAUCAUCUCAAGACCUACCCAAACUGUUUUGUCGCAAAAGAACUGAUUGACUGGCUGAUUGAGCACAAAGAGGCUUCUGACAGAGAGACUGCAAUUAAACUCAUGCAGAAAUUAGCAGACCGGGGCAUUAUUCAUCAUGUGUGUGAUGAGCAUAAGGAAUUCAAGGAUGUCAAGCUCUUCUACCGCUUUAGAAAGGAUGAUGGCACCUUCCCAUUGGACAAUGAAGUGAAGGCCUUCAUGAGAGGCCAGAGGCUCUAUGAGAAGCUGAUGAGCCCUGAAAGCACACUCCUGCAGCCCAGGGAAGAAGAAGGUGUCAAGUACGAGCGCACCUUCAUGGCAUCUGAGUUCCUGGACUGGCUGGUUCAGGAGGGUGAGGCUACCACGAGGAAAGAGGCAGAGCAGCUGUGCCACCGGCUGAUGGAGCACGGCAUCAUCCAGCAUGUGUCCAACAAGCACCCAUUUGUGGACAGCAAUCUUCUCUACCAGUUCAGAAUGAACUUCCGUCGGCGGCGAAGGCUAAUGGAGCUGCUCAGUGAGAAAUCCCCCUCAUCCGAGGAGGCGCACGACAGCCCCUUCUGCCUGCGGAAGCAGGGCCACGAUAACCGGAAAUCGACCAGCUUUAUGUCUGUCAGCCCCAGCAAGGAGAUCAAGAUUGUGUCUGCGGUGAGGAGGAGCAGCAUGAGCAGCUGUGGCAGCAGCGGCUACUUCAGCAGCAGUCCCACCCUCAGCAGCAGCCCCCCUGUGCUCUGCAACCCUAAGUCUGUGUUAAAGAGACCUGUCACAUCAGAGGAACUCCUGACUCCUGGGGCUCCCUAUGCUAGGAAGACAUUCACGAUCGUGGGUGAUGCUGUUGGCUGGGGCUUCGUGGUUCGAGGAAGCAAACCAUGCCACAUCCAGGCCGUGGACCCCAGUGGCCCUGCCGCCGCAGCGGGCAUGAAGGUGUGCCAGUUUGUGGUCUCGGUCAAUGGGCUCAAUGUGCUGCACGUGGACUACCGGACCGUGAGCAACCUGAUUCUGACGGGCCCACGGACAAUUGUCAUGGAGGUGAUGGAGGAGCUGGAGUGCUGAGCAUACCCACGCCUCCCCUUCCCCGACCAGCCAAUGGCCAGGGCACCACAGAGCGAUGCAGGACCGACCCUUCCUCCACUGGCCAAGUGGACAGACAAGUGUUUCUCUGCACAUCCACAUCUGAAUCUGAGUUGCACACACUAUUUGAAUGUGGAACACCUGGGUAAUGCAUUUUUCAAAAAGAAAAACACAACUUAUGUAAGUGUAGAAAAAAACAAAAUUUUUCUUACAUGGUAGAAUCACCUUACUUGACUUCUCUUGGUGGUUCUCCCUCUUUAUUUCAUUUUAUUAUUAUUAUUAUGUUUUAAUCUUAGUGCACAGGAAACUGUUGAGAACGUCUCUAGCCCAAACAGCCCCAUGCUACAGUUAUCACAGACUUUGAGUUGGCCUCUCACCAAGAUGGGCUGUUUAUUGGAGGAUAUAGUGUUCAACAAGCUUCAAAUGAAAGCAACAUCCAAAAUAAUGUUAAAUGUUAAGGAAGAACUUGUAGAAGGUUUUAAAGCAUUCAAGUGCUUAAAAGCCAUUAAAAAAUACUUUCUUAAUUCCUGCCUUUCAUAUUAACUUUUAAAAUGUCUGCAGUGAUGGUAUUAGUUAAAAAACAAAAACUUAAUGAUGAUGUGGGUAGAGAAGAUAGGGAGGAAUAUUUAAAUGGUUUCUUCUGUUUUCUCUUUCUGGGCCUAAAUCAUUUGGUUUCAUCAGUUAACUGCAGCAGUUUUCUAGAAUUAAUCUGAGUUAAAUGUCAAAUCAGAGAAGAUUGUAUAUGCACAUAUAAAUUCAAAGUCAAGCCUUCUGACAAGAUUUCACUUUGAAGUUGUCCUAUUUGAAGAGACAUAUUCUUUAUGUUGGCCCAUAUGUGACAAAACUUGAAACUCUAAGUUGCCUAAUUAGGCCUCAUUUUUUUAUAGCUUUCUAAUGUACCAUGUUCUAAUUACAUGAAAUGCUGCUUAUGUGGAGGGAUUGAUUUUCCCUCAAAUCACUCUUAUGUUGUGACUUUUUGGCUCAUUUGUCUAUAGGCAUAUGUGCAUUUGUGUGAUUGUUUUUUUGAUCUAGAAAAGAGUGCAUUUGGGGAUGUGGUUUGUAGAGAAAAUUCCUGUGUGCCAAAUUAGGGUGUCAGAGAACACCGAAUUCCUCAUGAUUUAAAUAAUGCAUUCUGAUUUAUCUCAUGUGUUAAAAGAACAUAUGAAUGUUGUACCUCAGUCACUUUUGUGAUAGGCUAUCAUAACAUGCUGGUACUGGUAUAAUGGACAUACCGUGCUAAACAUUUGACAUACAUGUUUUGGGUGAUCCAGCCUUUUUAUGUAGCUAUUUAGUCAGAGAACAGAAUUUUGAAAUCAUCGAGCCAUCCAACAUUACCUUUGACGAGCACAUUGCCUCUGUAUGUAUCUGCAUUUACUCUGUCCUUGAGACCCUGGCUAUGGCAUUUAACUUCUAGGAUAUUCUGUAAUCCUCCAUGCAAGCCUGUCAGAUCAGUAUUAUCACCCUCAUUUUUCAGAUAUGGAAAUAAAAUCUAAGCAAGUUUACAAAGAUCGUCUAAGUUCACACCCCUGCAAGAGUUGCUCCAUGACAGAAACUGGAUUCAAACGUAGAUUUAUGUCAUUCUAAAGCCCAUGUUUCUCCACCUCUCCCCGCAGAUGCUAUGCUGAAACUACAUGUUACUUCUCCUUUAUAAUCUGUAGAGUCUAGGUGCUCACUGUCCCCAUUUCCCAGCUGAGGACACUGGCUGGGAUCACUUAUACAGUUGAGGCCAAACAAGUAAGUUUGGGAAACAUUACAAUUCAGCCUUUUUAAAUAAUUUUUUAAACAUCUUUGGAAGAUGAGUCUUAAAUCCUAGGUAGUCAUUCAUUGACAAAAGACGAAGACACGCCUUUGGGGAGCGGUAUCUCCUCACACGCUGCUGGUACAGUUUACACUCCUCCUAACGCCCCUUUUGGGACCUGGUGUGAUACCACACCCCUUAGGCAAUCUGAGCACCAGAGAUCACCUGUCUGUCUGCUCCACACAGCUCCCUGUCUGUGAGGUUGCUGUGAUUCAGAGAGUGUUAAUGUCUUUGAUUAAAUGAAUACUGAGGUGAAGGAGAGGAGGAAGGAAGACAGGGAGGGCAGGUGUCGCAUGGUGCAAUGCCAUCCUGAUAGAGAAACGGGAGUCAUGGAGCAGGUUGCAUAAUGCGGGAUGCUGCUGACGAAUGAGAUCCGGGCCUUUUUAUUGAUAGAAACGAUGUAGGAAAAAGGAAAAGGGGAAGGGCGGAUCUGUCAUCAGUAGUAUAAGGGGCUGGGAGCUGCCCUCCAGGUGCUUCUCUUCUGCUUGAUGACUCGGGAUUGUAACCGAGAUCUAGCCCUAGUUCCCUGGUGAGGGCUUUAACAAUGAGGUGUUCCCCUGAUCGGCUUCUGGGGUCCUUUGACAUACAUCAGUCCUCAGUCUCCUGGGUGUUCCCAGACAUACGUAGUGUUGUAUGAGUCGGAAGUAAGUUUGUGCAUUGUCAUCAUCCCCUAGGCAUUCCCGGUCACACCUCUGAUGCGCACCCUUCCCGGGGUGAUCAAGCUUUCUGCUCUUGAUUUAUUUGAAAGGCCCCUUGUAGGUCUGGCUCCUGUGACUGAUGAACCAGUUUCUGAAAGGCAGUUCUGACCUUGUCUAGGAAUGCAGAGCUGCAGGUAGCAAAAUGAUGGCCCAACAGGCCACUUAGGAUUAGCAGACCCACAGGCAGGAAAGAAGGAAGAAAGGAGGGAGGGGAGAAACGAAGGUGAAUGAGUGGGAGGGCGAGAGUAGAGAGGGAGGGUGAGCUGGAGGGGAGAGCUGUUUGCUUCCUUGGCUGUCAUUACCGUCAGUUUCAAGGCCUGAUGCCAGAGAUUCUGCUAAGGUUCAGAGCACUUGGCCUUAGCCCACCCUGUAGCCUACCUCUGACAUUGUCGUUGCAUUAAGUAUCUUACAUCUUCAUUCAAUAAAGCUGAGGGGAAAAAAUGAAAGUUCUCCUGCUCCCCAGGGAGGCCCAUCUAGCUCAUCCUAGUCUUUGCAUUUACAGUUUUUCCUCCACAGAAUAUCCUUCUUUGAUGAAAAUGGCCACCCAUAGACAUUAUACCUGCCUGAGAAAGUUUUGCUAACUCCCUAGCUCUAGGAUUGAUGUCCCUGCUCUAAGCUCCCAUGGACCCUGGUGCACCUAUUCUCCAGGCUUGGUUUAGCACCAAAGACACUUGCGAACCACAGCAACCCCUCACCUGCCAGAGAAGUAGGGAUCCACUAUCCCAUUGCUCUUCCAGGAAGCCACCCCCAAGAUGUGCUUAUACCAACACUGGUUCUUGGUUGGGGAUCAUAGGGGUAAGCAGUUUGGGUAGAAUUCUGCCGGGAGGGCACUCCCGCUCUACAUGGUGCCGGCUGGGUUCACAAACACUUCUGUGGUCAGUGAGUAGAUGGGGUGGGGGUUGACUUGAAUGAUUUCCAGGCAAGGAUCCCCCAAGCCUGCUUGGAAGAUUACUGCUGUAGCAAUUUGUUGGCAAAAUCCCCAAACUAGACCAGGUAGGGAAACAAGACUACUUUUUUUUUCUGAGAGGAGCUGCAAAGAACGUGUGGCCAUUUUUAGUACUCAGUAUUUUUCAAGAAAUGACCAAGAAAUGGCCUGGUUAUGAAGAUUAAACUAUCUAGAUGGCAAGUUACUGACCAGCUUUUGGGUAGCAGCCUCAUGUGAAGUUGUGAAUGGAGCCCAGUGUUUCUUCAAAGUCAGAAAAUCCUAAAAUAGAACCUAAGAGAGCACAGACAGUCUUCUCUAAGUGGUGAAGACCCCAGCUCUCCAGGGGAGCUAUAGUCAGGGGAACUGUGGUCGAGCACAGCCAUGCAAGUGGAGGAGGAAGUGGUGAAAAUACACUGUGGACUUCCCUGGACUCAUUACGUGCAGGUGAUGGCCUGACCCUGUGAAGGUCAAGGGCAAAUGAUCUACUUGAUUCACGACUUGGGUGGUUAAGUCACAUCACAUACAAGAAUAAGUAUUUUGUGUAAUAUUUCAACAAUUGCUUUAAUAAUUAAACAUCUUCUUUCAUAAAUGUAGCACCAAGAAGUAGUCCAAAUUAGCAAUAAGCAAUAUUUCUAAGAGCUUUUAUUUCACGUGUGUGUGCCUGUGUGUAUCUGUGUUUUGUUUGUGAAGUUUAAAUAACGGAGGACUCUGCAAUGGCUUGCUUUGUUUUCACAGAGCAUUCUUUUGAAUUUUUAGGGCUUUGUGUAAAUUUUGGUGAUGGAGAUGAAGAUAGGAUUUGUUUCUUUGUUAGCAUAGUAUGUGAUAUCAGUGCAAAUUUAAAAGCCAUGUUUGUUAAUUCUGCUGUAGAGGAAAAAAUGCAAUUGCCUUUUAGAUUGGUAUUGUUAUGGAUGUUUUAUUAGUAAUCUAUAAAAUAAUUGUAUAAACUGAUAAAGGGAGUAGACAAAAAUGGAUAAUUUCAUGAUAUCCAUUUUUGAGUAGAUAAGAUGUGAUCAACUUCACACCUUCCUAUACAAUCCAUUGGAGUAGUAAUUGAUUUAAAAAUCACUGUUUUCAAUUCAAAAGUUUCACAUUUCCAAAUACUCCUUUCUUUUGAAUAUAUUGUGAAAAUAAUCUGCUUUUAGGAGAUAUUUUAACUAAUGAUGUUCAUUAAUCCCUCCUAUUGAAGAUUGAUCAUGUUUCAUUUUGAUUAUAAGUGAUCAAAUAAGUCUAGAACAUUUCAGUUUUAUUGAUUGUUUAGUCUAUUGCUGCCAUUGACUAUGGUUUUACUCCCUUAAGGUAGACUUUAUAAUGUAAUGUUUUUCUUCAGUUCAAUACCAAAAAGACAAAUCUGCCGUGUGCCAAAAUGAAGUUCAUCAUCAAAGUUAGCAUAUAGUAUUGUCAUCCGCACUAGUAUGUGUGUUUAAUGUUUGUUUUAAAUUCAUUUAAAAUUUAUUUUCUCCUCUUCUUAAAAAUUGUAGUCAACACUUAAAAUUAUUAUGUGAAAAUAGAUUAUAGAGCAUGAAGUAAAUGUUAAAAAUUUGAAAUAAAUGACUUUAGGAUUUCAGCUUUUCCUAACUUUUAGAGCAAAUUAGCCAUUUUUUUGAUCUUAAGAGAGGGUUGUAUUAUGAAGAUGCUCUACCAACCUGAGAAAACACAGAAGACGCCUCUAAUUCUCUAAGUAGCCCAAAGUGCCAUUUGUAAAACUACUUAAUGAUGGAUGUUUUCUCAACCUCUUUGGCUUGAAAACAAAAGUGCAUUAAAAAGUUUUUUCUUUA
Messenger RNA from Condylura cristata (star-nosed mole), 6629 nucleotides. It is a transcript of the gene DEPTOR, whose product is annotated as DEP domain containing MTOR-interacting protein. Gene Ontology annotation, molecular function: protein binding. Bases 186 to 1415 code for a protein of 409 amino acids. The transcript has 9 exons. NCBI's taxonomy places the organism in Eukaryota, Metazoa, Chordata, Mammalia, Eulipotyphla, Talpidae. Gene Ontology annotation, biological process: intracellular signal transduction; negative regulation of TOR signaling. The record is from RefSeq and is a predicted model, not a curated record.